AUUCACCAUGUUGAAUUUUAUCGCAUUGAACAUUGACCCGACCUCGUCUCUCUCCCAUCUCCCAAGUCCCCAAGUCCACCUCGUGCUUCUUCUUACAUUGAAAAUGUCACCUCUUCAAAUUAUCUAAAUUCUCUCUCUCUCCUUCUUCACACAUAUAUAAUCCUCCUUACAUUUCACUCUCUUCUUCCUCCAUUACCAUAUCUACUUUCUCUCUCCUCAAAAUGGGUAACUGUAAUGGCUUACCUUCCACUCUCUCUCAACUCCGCUCUUACGACAACAACAACAACGACUCUCUCUCCUCUCCACCACCACCACAACCACUACCACCGCAACAACCACCACAACAACCACCGCAAAAACAACCACAACAUCAUUCUCUCUCCUCCAAUAUCGGCAGAGUUCUAGGUCGUCCAAUGGAAGAUGUUCGUGAAUCCUACAUUUUUGGCCGGGAAUUAGGUCGUGGACAAUUCGGUAUAACUUACUUAGUUACUCAUAAACAAACUAAACUCAACUUCGCUUGUAAAUCGAUUGCUACUCGUAAACUUAUUAAUCAAGAUGAUAUUGAUGAUGUUCGUCGUGAAGUUCAGAUUAUGCAUCAUCUUACUGGUAAUAGUAACAUUGUUGAAUUAAAAAGUGCGUUUGAAGAUCGUCAUUCGGUUAAUUUGAUUAUGGAGUUGUGUGCUGGUGGUGAGCUUUUUGAUCGGAUUAUUGCUAAAGGUCAUUAUUCUGAACGUCAAGCUGCUAAAUUGUUUAGACAGAUUGUUACUGUUGUUUAUAAUUGUCAUUCUAUGGGAGUUAUGCAUAGAGAUCUUAAACCGGAGAAUUUCUUGUUGUUGAGUUCUGCUGAUGAUUCGCCAUUGAAAGCUACUGAUUUUGGACUUUCUGUAUUCAUUAAACCAGGAGAAGUCUUCAGAGAUCUUGUUGGAAGUGCAUAUUAUGUAGCUCCAGAGGUUUUACGUCGUAGUUAUAGGGCUGAGGCUGAUGUUUGGAGUGCUGGAGUGAUAUUGUACAUCCUUCUUAGUGGAGUUCCGCCAUUUUGGGGAGAGAACGAGCAGGGUAUUUUUGAUUCUAUUCUGCGAGGUAAUAUUGAUUUCACAUCGGAUCCAUGGCCUUCAAUAUCCAACAGUGCGAAAGAUCUUGUUAAAAAGAUGUUGCGACAGGAUCCUGCAGAAAGGUUUUCUGCUCUUGAUGCUUUAAAUCAUCCAUGGAUGAGAGAAGAUGGAGAGGCUCCUGAUAAACCAAUUGAUAUUGCUGUUUUAAGUAGAAUGAAGCAGUUCAGGGCGAUGAACAAACUGAAGAAAGUAGCUUUAAGGGUAAUUGCUGAGAACCUUUCUGAAGAAGAAAUUAUGGGUUUGAAGGAGAUGUUUAAAUCUAUGGAUACAGACAACAGUGGAACUAUUACCUUUGAAGAGUUAAAGGCCGGCCUUCCAAAACUGGGAACCAAGCUUUCUGAGUCUGAAGUCAGACAGUUGAUGGAAGCGGCUGAUGUGGAUGGUAAUGGGACCAUUGAUUACAUGGAGUUUAUCACAGCCACAAUGCAUAUGAAUAGGAUGGAGAAGGAGGACCAUCUAUACAAGGCCUUUGAAUAUUUUGAUGAGGACAAGAGCGGGUACAUUACCACGGAGGAAUUGGAGCAAGCCUUGAAAAAGUAUAAUAUGGGUGAUGAGAAAACAAUACGGGAGAUAAUAGCAGAAGUUGACACUGAUAACGAUGGUAGAAUAAAUUAUGAUGAAUUUGCAGCUAUGAUGAAGAAAGGCAACCCUGAUUUGGUUUCAAACAGACGGAGGCGAUGAUUUAUUAGACGUAACAUGAUGAUUUGUCUUGUUUGUCUUCCUGUGAAGCUCUUCUAUACCAGCUUCAAUAUUUAAAAUUUGUGCAGCUAUGCCGUUUGGAGUAGAGCAGAACUGAAUCGUCAUUCCAUUUUUGCAUCCAGUGUGGCAAAAUUAUUAUGUAAGAUCCUGUGUAUAUGUAUUCUGAGUUUGUGCAGUUUGUCCAGUUCAUCCAAAUAUAUCCUUAUGUUCUAGCUUCAAAUCCUCUGGUGAUUUGAAUACCUUUUCGCUGUAAAUUAGAUGUAUCAGUGGCUUAUAUAUACAUCUGAUAUGGGGUUAUAUAUCUUCUCAAAUUGUUUUUUUGGCA
Molecule: messenger RNA, 2136 nt
Organism: Beta vulgaris subsp. vulgaris (sugar beet)
Lineage: Eukaryota; Viridiplantae; Streptophyta; Magnoliopsida; Caryophyllales; Amaranthaceae
Product: calcium-dependent protein kinase 15
Exons: 8
Coding region: 222-1793 (523 amino acids)
Biological process (GO): intracellular signal transduction; peptidyl-serine phosphorylation; protein autophosphorylation
Cellular component (GO): cytoplasm; nucleus
Molecular function (GO): ATP binding; calcium/calmodulin-dependent protein kinase activity; calcium ion binding
Source: RefSeq, a predicted model, not a curated record